AUGGACCUAUCCUCUCAAUUCCCACCUCCUCCGAAACCAAGUCAAACCGGUGGCGAAGAUUCCAGUAUGUCAACUCUGGCCUUACAUCAACGGACCUUGCCAUCCCGCUCGAACCAAAUGAUGGAGGGAGAGCAGCGGCCAAGAUCGGGGAUGGAGAGGGUUGAGCUUCCUCCAAUCCGACAAGCAAUCCCCGAGAUCCAGCUAGGGGUGCAACAUAUUGCUCCAAACUAUAGACCUGAUACCACGUCCUAUUCUACUAUGACUGGGCAAGGGCCUGUGGGUUCUGACGAGCGUCAACAAUCACCUUCUCUGAAUAAACGUAGGAGACUUUCAUUCGGUGCGGACUAUCAGUGGGAUAGAGAACAAUCCACUCCAAGAAUAUAUAAAUCUGAUGGAGGUUCGGGAGGUCAAGAAAUGCCAGCCACCCCUGGCGAAUCGUGGUCGGAGGCAAGUCGAGAUAACGCCUAUGCUCCUUCGCGAGGGCUCCCAGCUGUGAGAUCGGCAUCGAGGCCGGAUCUUGAAAAUGCUAACCGAUCAGAUUGGAGGCCAACACUUCCGAUUCUGCCUCAUUUAUCUGUUGAUGAUGGCGCAUCCCAUAUAUCCCGAGCUCCUACCGGUGCUGCCGAUUAUCCGUUGGACGCAUAUCGCUCAAGAUCUCGCACGUACCCUCAACCAACAACAACUUUCGACCCGGCUACUUCAUAUCAUCAACCUACCGCUUCUUACGGCUUUCAACCUCCGCAAGGAGAGUCAUAUCCCAGUGGCUCAGGUCACCCACUUUUACAUGAACCAAUGCCGUUCUCAAAAGGUGGCAUGUACGCUGGCAACAGUUCGCCAUAUAUCAUGAACGACCCAGGGCCGGACACCAAGCAGAGAAGACGGAGAGGCAAUUUACCAAAGGAGACAACUGACUUACUGAAGGCGUGGUUUAUGGGUCAUUUGCAACAUCCAUAUCCGACAGAAGACGAGAAGCAGGACCUGAUGAGGCAAACAGGCUUGCAAAUAAAUCAAAUUUCGAAUUGGUUCAUCAACGCACGGCGGCGGCGAUUGCCUGCGAUGAUUAACAGCGCACGCGCAGAAUCGGAUGCCAGAACUGCCAGGGCCGGGGAGGGUGGCACAGCUGACCAAAGUUCCGAGAGGGCCACAUGGGGCAAUGCCUCCAUUGAGGGGAGUGACGCGGAGGGAAGCAUUUAUGAUGAUGAAUAUGACGCGACGUGA
Venustampulla echinocandica is the source of this 1218-nucleotide messenger RNA. RefSeq lists its product as uncharacterized. The transcript has 3 exons. Gene Ontology annotation, biological process: regulation of DNA-templated transcription. Gene Ontology annotation, molecular function: DNA binding. NCBI's taxonomy places the organism in Eukaryota, Fungi, Ascomycota, Leotiomycetes, Helotiales, Pleuroascaceae. The record is from RefSeq and is a predicted model, not a curated record. Bases 1 to 1218 code for a protein of 405 amino acids.